This is a messenger RNA of Solanum stenotomum, 993 nucleotides long. RefSeq lists its product as uncharacterized. Lineage: Eukaryota; Viridiplantae; Streptophyta; Magnoliopsida; Solanales; Solanaceae. The transcript has a single exon. The coding region runs from base 1 to 993 and encodes 330 amino acids. The record is from RefSeq and is a predicted model, not a curated record.
AUGGGGGACUAUAAUGCAGUGUUGCAAGCUGAAGAUAGACCACAAGGCAGCCAAGUACAAGAUAUAGAGGUUAAAGACUUCAAUGGUUUCAUAAUAGACACUGGUAUACAGCAGCUGAAAACAGUUGGGGGCACAUGCACAUGGACGAAUGGACACAGGAUAAACAAGGAUUUAGUGAAUGCUGAACGGAUGACACAAAUGCCAAUUAUGGAGGUGAAUAUACUCAGGCCAGGGGUAUCUGAUCACUCUCCUUUGAAGAUUGCACUAGAUAAGAGGAACCACAAAAAUUAUAGAGCUUUUAGAUUCUUUAAUUGCGUUGUAGAUCAUACAAGUUUCCUACCAUUAGUAAAGCAAGCAUGGCAAGGAGAAGCAAAAGGGAGCAUGAAAGAAGUCUGGAAGAAACUUAGAAAAGUCAUUAGAGCUAUUAAAGAGCUGAAUAAUACUGAAUUCAGGGGAGUUAGGGACAAGAUUCAGAUCAUUAGAACACAACUACAUCAAAUUCAACAUGACAUGAUAGAUAACAGGCAAGUGCAAGAUAAAAAGGAACAAGAGAAGGCACUGAAACAACAACUGGAGAAAUGGAGUCUAAUUGAGAAGAGUGCUAUGAGACAAAAGUCAAUGGUGCAAUGGUUGAAUCUUGGAGAUGCAAACACAAAUUAUGUCCUUUCUUACAUGAAGAACAGACUGGCACAUAAUACUAUAACUAGUCUUACAACUGCUGCAUGUAUUAGUGUGUAUUCUCAAGAGGAAAUUGAAAAUGAGGCAAUUACAUUUUAUCAAAAACUUCUUGGUCAGAAUGCAUCUAGGUUGCCUAGUGUGGAUAAGAAAGUAAUGAAGGAAGGUGGAAAGUUGAAUAAAGAACAACAAAUGAAAUUAGCAGCUACAGUUACAAUAGAGGAGGUGGAAUCUGCUUUGCAGGAAAUUAAUGAUCUUAAAGCUCCAGGGAAGGAUGGACUCAAUGCUGUUUUUUUUCCAAGAAAGCAUGGCCAGUGA